GUGUAUCGUGGUCUUUACUUCGGAAUGUAUGAUUCUUUGAAUCCUGUCGUCCUAACAGGGAAAUUGCAGGAUAGCUUCUUUGCUAGCUUUGCACUUGGUUGGGUGAUCACAAAUGGUGCUGGGCUUGCUUCCUAUCCAAUUGACACAGUCCGAAGAAGAAUGAUGAUGACAUCUGGUGAAGCUGUGAAAUACAAAAGCUCUCUCGAUGCAUUCUCUCAGAUCCUCAAGAACGAGGGCCCGAAAUCUCUCUUCAAGGGUGCUGGUGCAAACAUUCUCCGUGCCAUUGCCGGAGCUGGUGUGCUUGCAGGUUACGACAAACUUCAGAUGAUUGUGUUUGGAAAGAAGUAUGGUUCUGGUGGAGCCUAAACAAGGGUGUUCUUCUCUUGUCUGUUAUGCUUAUAGAUGGUGAUGAAAAUCUGGGUUGAUAAACAAACACAAUUCAUUUCAAAACUUCCAGUCAGUUGAAUAAUUUAGUUUAGAGAGGGUUUUAUCUCCUUGAAAUUUUAAUUUUUUCUUCUAAAAUUGAUUCUAUUGUUGAAAAUUUCUCAACAUUACUUCAUCUAUUUUUUGUGCUAUUGAUUAAACCCUUCCCCCAAGAAAUGAAAAUUAGUUUAUCAGAGUAUUUGUUCUACUGAA
Carica papaya (papaya) is the source of this 636-nucleotide messenger RNA. Lineage: Eukaryota; Viridiplantae; Streptophyta; Magnoliopsida; Brassicales; Caricaceae. The record is from RefSeq and is a predicted model, not a curated record.